This is a messenger RNA of Erythranthe guttata (spotted monkey flower), 3441 nucleotides long. RefSeq names its product DNA-binding family protein (gene CHB3). Gene Ontology annotation, molecular function: protein binding; zinc ion binding. NCBI's taxonomy places the organism in Eukaryota, Viridiplantae, Streptophyta, Magnoliopsida, Lamiales, Phrymaceae. The record is from RefSeq and is a predicted model, not a curated record.
UGCUGAUACGCGAUAGUACCAACGAGCGGGCGUCACAGAGAAUAAAUUUACAGGCGAAACAAGCCACUGAAGAAGAGAAGAGCUCAGGGAAGAUGGAGGACAAGCGGAGAGAUCUCGCCGGAAUUCAGUCGCAGCCUUCGUCCAUGGCGGAGACACCUCCAUCGGAGCCUCCGACGUCUCGGCGGAGAGGCGGAGGGCAGAAACGGAAAUCGGCCUCUAUCAACAACAGCGGCGGCGGCGGCGGCAGCUCUACUUCUCAAAUGACAUCAUCUAAGAGACAGGCCCGGGAGAAGCUGCCUCCGGUGCCUUUCCCUCCGAUCCACAUGAAUGGACCCCUCACUAGGGCGCGCGUGCAGCCUUACAACACAAACAGCUUGUCCGAGGUGAGUGCGGUGAAGAGCGAGGCGGAGAUUGGGGAGGCGGCGGCGAAGGCGGAGAUGAGUAGAGUGAGCGAAAAUUGGGAGGCAUUGGAGGCGAAGAUUGAGGCUGAGUACGACGCCAUCGUAUCUAGGGAUGCGAAUGCUCAUGUGGUUCCUAUUCAUGCUGGUUGGUUUUCAUGGACAAAAAUCCAUCCAUUGGAGGAGAGGAUGUUGCCUUCAUUCUUUAAUGGGAAAUCAGAAAGUAGGACUCCAGAAAUAUAUACGGAGAUACGUAAUUGGAUAAUGAAGAGAUUUCACCACAAUCCUAAUGAACAAAUUGAGUUGAAACAUCUUAACGAGCUCACAGUUGGAGAUAUGGAUGUUCGGCAAGAGGUGAUGGAGUUUCUUGACUACUGGGGUUUGAUUAAUUACCAUCCAUUCCCUCGUAAUGAACCUGCUGCUAUGCUUGUUGAUGCUGACAGUAACAAAGACGAAAUUGUUAAAAUGGACUCUCUGGUUGAAAAGCUCUUCCAAUUUGAAAGUGUGGAAUCAUGGACUCCAAUUGUUCCUAGGAUGACUACAGCGAUACCAGCCAUGUCAUCUGGUUUAUUACCGGAAUCUGUCAUUGCUGAUGAACUGGUGAAGUCUGAGGGUCCUUCGGUUGAGUACCAUUGCAAUUCUUGUUCAGGAGAUUGUUCUCGGAAACGCUACCAUUGCCAGAAGCAGGCAGAUUUUGAUCUUUGUGCGGAUUGUUUCAACAAUGGGAAGUUUGGCUCUGAUAUGUCCCCAUCCGAUUUCAUUCUUAUGGAACCAGCAGAAGCUGGUGGUGUAAGUGGAGGGAACUGGACAGAUCAAGAAACUCUUCUACUCCUUGAAGCGAUAGAAAUAUUUAAAGAUAACUGGAGUGAGAUUGCUGAGCAUGUAGCCACAAAGACAAAAGCUCAGUGUAUACUGCACUUUGUUCAAAUGCCUAUUGAAGACGCAUUUUUCAACCAUGGCGACGAAAAUAAUGAUGCUCCUAAAGAAAAUGUAGUACCGGUUUCCGACAGUACUGAAAUUUCAGCUCCAAAAGCUGACGAUGACAAUGACACUCCUCUAAAAGAUGUCCCUGAUAUUACAGAAAACCAGGGUGGUGCUACAGACAAUCAGGAUUCAUCCUGUCCGAUGGAAAUCUCAAAGCCAGAUGAGGUCAAAGAAUUGGAUGGGGGUCUUGAAGAUGGGAAGAGUUUUGCGUUGAAGGCUCUCAACGAAGCAUUUGAAGCUGUGGGUUAUCUUCCUUCACCUGAGGAAAGUCUAUCAUUUGCAAAAGCUGGUAAUCCUGUGAUGGCAUUGGCUGCAUUCCUUGUGCGAUUGGUGGAACCUAACAUUGCGAAUGCAUCAGUUCGUAGCCUUUUGAAAUCUCUAUCGAGCAAUUGUUCAAGCGAACAGCUUGCUGCAAGGCACUGUUUCCCUUUGGAAGAUCCACCCGAAGACAUGAAGGAUGUGGUCGAUCCAGAGGGAGCUGCAACUGUAACAAAUGAACAUGAAGAAGUUCAAAAGGACAAGACUAAACAUGCCGAAAAGCUGGAUAAAACACCUGAUUCAGUUGCUGACGGAAUCAACUUACGCGAUGAUGAAAACGACAGAAGUAAGGAUUCUCUUAUUGAAGAAAAUGAUGAAAAGACGGAUACUACUUCUAAAGACCAGAAACCUGUGACUUCUCCCAGUGGUGACUGUGCAGACAGAUCCGAUACUCUGAAGGAGCCUAAUGGAAUGGUCACUAACGAGGAAACUCAACCGGUCUCAAAAACUGAACCAAGUAGCUCUAAUUUAGAACAGGUUCCAAAAGAUGGUGAAGAAUCUCUUGUUGCGGCAUCUCAUACUGAACUCCAACCCGAUACUGUGAAGGAAUCAGAAGGAGCUUCUGUGAAGGAAUCAGAAGGAGCUUCAGGUGGGGAAACCUCUCAGUCUAAAGAGAUUCUAAAAGAUGAAUUAAUGCUGCCUAUCCCUGAAAAGGAAGAAGCUGAUGUGUCGAUACCAAAUUCAACAACUGAAAAAGAAGAAAAUACAGGUGACGGAGAAGCUAAAGAAAGUGACAGUCAAAAGAAUAAACCCCUAGUGACAGAAAAUGAUCUUGACGUCAACAAAAAGUUGAAGCAAGCUGCAGUUACUGCCCUUUCAGCUGCAGCAGUGAAAGCAAAGCUUCUUGCAGACCAAGAAGAAGAUCAAAUACUUCAGCUUUCUACAUCACUUGUAGAAAAACAGUUGUACAAACUGGAAGCCAAGUUGGCUUUCUUCAACGAUAUGGAAAACGUGGUGAUGCGAGUUAAGGAACAGUUAGAUAGGUCGAAGCAGAGGCUUUUCCAUGAGAGAGCACACAUAAUCGCAACACGAUUUGGGAUGUCAUCAUCAAAUCGUCCUAAUGCACAGAAUUUACCUCCCAACAGACCCCCCAUUAAUAAUGUACCCAACAUGGCAUCAAGACCUUUUAUGGGCAUGAACUCACUUAGGCCUCCUAUUUCGAGACCAAUGAUGACAGCGAAUCCUGCUCCAAAUUCGUUUAUGCCUGGAAGUGCAACAGGAAGUUCAGUGCAGCCUAAUGCAGAUAAGCUUUCUUCUGUUAGCAUGAAGUGAAGUACUCUCUGCUCGCCUGUACAACUACCUUCUACCAAUCCUCGUAUGCAAGUUCAUUAAUUGAAGUUAUCAUGAAUUUAUCAGAUCGGUGUGUAAAUCGCGUUUUAGUGUUGAAAGAGGUGCUGAACCAGGGAAUUUUAAGCAUGUAUCUCUGGUCCAACUCAAAGGCAAGAUCCUCUACUUGAACGGUAAUCAAAUAAUUUAUUGCCAAGAGAUGGAAGAUUUGGAAUGACGUCACUUGAUCAAUAACGUAGAAGCAUCUCAUCAGAAGUAGGAUACAACAGAGGGAAUGCUUCUUUACUAGCUGCAGUUUGGUAUCUGUGUUUGUAGGUCGGAGAAAAUUGUAUACUUGUUGUAACUUAAAUCGUCUCGAUUAAAAAUGCAAAUUUUACGGUUCUCCUUGUAGUAGUUGAACUCAGGUAAGUUCUAUAAGAGUAGCCCUGGAUAACUUAACUUAUUUCCGAUUCCA